Messenger RNA from Jatropha curcas, 1100 nucleotides. RefSeq lists its product as uncharacterized. The record is from RefSeq and is a predicted model, not a curated record. NCBI's taxonomy places the organism in Eukaryota, Viridiplantae, Streptophyta, Magnoliopsida, Malpighiales, Euphorbiaceae.
CGGCAAAUUUCACCCGUUUUCUUUAUCCACCUAAUUUUCUUAUGUAUUUUUCUUCAAUUUUUAUUCUAUUUUUUUCAUGUUCAGCUUCACAGAUUUUUCUUCCAACUAAUGAUCAAAUAAGAAGAAGAAGAUAAUAAAUGAAUGAUCGACGAGAUCAAUUGCAAAGAAAAGAACAACAGAGAUUUUGAUUGAUUGAUUGAUUGAUAAGAGAGUUUUUCAGGAGCAGAGGGACAUGGCCACAGAGAGCAAGCAGACUGUGGCCAAGGUCAAGUCCAGCAUCCAUCAAGAUGGUUCUUCAAAGAUAAAGGUAGAUUCUUCUUUGAAGAAUAAGAAGAUUGAGAGCUCUAAUAAAAAGCCUGUAUCCACUGUCACUAAAACAGAGGUAAAAUCAAAAACAGCAUCCACUACAUCAAAGACCACAACAAAAACUACUACUAGAGUGAGAGAGAAGAAAGUCUACUCCUUGCCUGGCCAGAAAUAUGAUCCUCCUGAAGAGAGAGAACCCCUUAGGAUAUUUUACGAAUCAUUGUCAAAACAAAUACCAAGUAGUGAGAUGGCGGAAUUUUGGAUGAUGGAACAUGGUUUGCUAUCUCCUGAGCGAGCAAAAAAGGCAUAUGAGAAAAAACAGAGAAAGCAAAAGAUGCAACGAUUGGGAACUCCAAUUAAAUCUACUAAACCUGAAAGUUCUCAGAAGCAACAACAAGCAUCGAAGAACGGGGACUUAAAAUCCAAGAAGAGAAUCAUCAACGAUAACGAUGAUGAUGACUUUGUGUUAAGUCCUAAAAGAAGGAAAUUAUAAGAAGGAAAAAGCAACCUCACUAUAUGUAAUGGUACUGUUUCUAAAAAUCGCCUCAUUUAAAUUUCUUUACCAAUGUAAAGAAAUCUAAAUGAACAAGAAUCUGCUAGAAAGGCAUGAGUUCUGAGUUGCCCAGCAACCGAUAGAUUGAGACAUUCUUUAUAUUUUCUGACUUGUGGAAACAAUAAACAUAAGCAAAUUGUCUGAGCUCUUACUCAUUUCUUGUUCUUCCUGUCAUUGAAAAUGUACUUAUUUCUCUUUGAUACACAUGCUUAUCAAUUGAAAACAUUUUAUUUUUCUCAUA